AUGAUUGUUUCCGAACCGUACCGCAAACGUAUGUUUAUCACACUAUGUGUUAUUGGACUAGUCGGGAUAGCUACAUUAGCUCUAGCUGCUGCCACUCUUGGUACAUUAAUUAAACGAUUCGAUUCAAUAGUUUCGACACCAACAACAAGCAAACCAAAGCUUAAUUCAACUUUGGCUGAAACCAUUCGAAUCGAAGAUCUUAUGACUCACUUACGACAAUUGCAACGCAUAGCCGAUGAAUCAAAUGGUACGCGAGCCAUUAACACACGAGGAUUCAAUGAAACUGUGAACUACAUAGAGAAAUAUUUAAAUGAGCAAGGAACUCUCUUGAAAGUGACGAGAGAAACAUUUAAAAUACGAAAUUUUGCUAUUGCAACAGAUCCAAUAUUGCUGUCAUUAAUCAAUGGCACAGAAAAAAAUUAUACCUAUUCAUCAAAGCUCGCUAGAUCCGAUUUUACUUAUGCUAUUUAUUCCACUGAAGCUAACUUUUCCGAUUAUGUUCCUCUUAUCAAUAUUCCAAAUUUUGGCUGUGCGAAAAAUGAAUGGCAAAAUACACAAGGUUUUGCUGCACUUGUUAAAGCAGGAGGCCCAUGCACAUAUGCCGAGAAGGGUAUUCUUGCUGGAAAAAAUGACGUCAAGGCUUUACUCUUCUACAAUGAUGGCGAAACAAAUGCCAAUCUUGCUCCGAUAAGUGUACGUCUGCGUGAAACAAACAAAUUGCCUGCACUUUACCUAUCUUAUGCAGCUGGACAAGCUCUUGCCAAUGCCACUCUUUCUACUCUGGUCAUGGUGAAACUUUCAAUUCAACUGCAAAACUUAGAAGAUUUUCCAGUGGAUAAUAUUUGUGCUGAUACUACAGAUGGAGACGUAACUCAAACGAUCGUUGUAGGAAGCCAUAGUGACAGUGUUCCAGCCGGACCAGGCAUUAAUGACAAUGGGAGUGGAACGGCCGCUAAUCUUGUUUUGGUCACAAAUUUGGUUCGUUUAUAUCGAACAACGAACUAUACUAAAUAUAAAUAUCGUAUUCGUUUCUGUUGGUGGGCUGCAGAAGAAAUUGGUUUGGCUGGAUCGAGUUAUCAUCUUCAAAAGGCUCAAAAUGCAAAUACUCCAGGUGAACGUCGCUCUGAUUAUUUGAUUAACCUCAACUUUGAUAUGGCUGGCUCACCUAAUUUCAUUUUUGGAAUUUAUGAUGCAAAUACGGCACCGAGUGAGACCCCACCACAAGCAAUACCUGGUAGCAAAAAAGUUACAGAGUUGUAUCGUGACUGGUUCAUUCGACAGAAUUUACCAUGGGACUAUCGAGCUUUUAACGGUCGUAGUGAUUAUGGACCAUUUCUAGAGGCAUGUAUAGCGGCUGGUGGGGUUGCAACAGGAUCAGAUGCUAUUAAAACGGCAGCACAACGUGAAAAGUAUCGUCAAUCUGUUGGAGAGAAUAAUGCUGGUUUUGCAGGAGCGAUCCUUGAUCCUUGUUAUCAUCAGGCAUGUGAUACUUUGGCAAACAUCCAUUUGUUUGGUUAUGAAAAUCUGGUUCAAGCAGCCGCAUAUGGGCUUGAAUAUCUUGGCCAGCAUUCAAACUUGGCAGAAUGGCUAUAUCCGAAUGGACGAACAUGUGAACUGUGA
Molecule: messenger RNA, 1620 nt
Organism: Rotaria sp. Silwood2
Lineage: Eukaryota; Metazoa; Rotifera; Eurotatoria; Philodinida; Philodinidae
Source: the annotation of a GenBank genome assembly